Molecule: messenger RNA, 906 nt
Organism: Alternaria burnsii
Lineage: Eukaryota; Fungi; Ascomycota; Dothideomycetes; Pleosporales; Pleosporaceae
Exons: 3
Coding region: 1-906 (301 amino acids)
Molecular function (GO): peroxidase activity
Source: RefSeq, a predicted model, not a curated record
AUGGCACCGCUCUCAUCAGUCGUACUUCAACCACAGCUUCCACUGCAACCCAACUCAUCUACAAAGCACCAUUUCACGAGCACUGUCAUCGGUAACCUCAUGAUGAAGCUCACUGCUGUUCUUGCCGCCUCCACUUCCGCGCUCGCUUCUGCGAGGCCUCAGUAUGGUGCCGCAACUCCAGAUCCACACGCUUGGAUGCCUGCCUCCACAAACGACUUCCGCGGCCCAUGCCCGAUGCUCAACACUCUAGCAAAUCACGGUUUCCUUCCUCGCGAUGGCCGCAACUUCACCCAAGAGAACGUCGUCAAGGGCCUGAAGGACGGCUUGAACUUUAAUGGUUCACUUGGCGCACUCAUGUGGCAGCAAGCCAUCAUCGCAAACCCUGAACCAAACGCUACGUUCUUCACUCUAGAGCAGCUCAACGUCCACAAUGUUCUUGAGCACGAUGCCAGUCUUACGCGUACUGAUGCUGCCUUCGGUAACAACCAUGUCUUCAACGAGACUGUAUACAACACAUCAAGAAAGUGGUGGACGGAUGAGACCGUAACACCUGAGAUGCUGGCCAACUCCAAGAUAUUUCGCCAGUUGGAGAGCCGCGCAACCAACCCAAACUACACAUUUACUGCGUCCACUGAGGAGUUCAGUUUGGGUGAAGUCUCGGCACCUAUCAUCGCCUUUGGCAGUUUAGAAGACGGUACCGUCAACCGCACGUUGAUGGAGUACUUCUUUGAAAACGAGCGUCUUCCUUUUGAGUUGGGCUGGACUCAGAAGACAGAUGAGAUCACCCUCAUGAAGAUCACGACUACUACAGACAUCAUUCGUAACGCGACGAGUCUACUUACUGGUGGCGAAACCGCUCAGGAUUCUCCUCAUGGCAAACGCGAUCUCCAUGGUGGGAUUUUCUAG